Messenger RNA from Apaloderma vittatum (bar-tailed trogon), 1068 nucleotides. Its product is annotated as apoptosis-enhancing nuclease-like. Gene Ontology annotation, molecular function: 3'-5'-RNA exonuclease activity; nucleic acid binding. The record is from RefSeq and is a predicted model, not a curated record. Lineage: Eukaryota; Metazoa; Chordata; Aves; Trogoniformes; Trogonidae. Gene Ontology annotation, cellular component: nucleus.
AUGCCUCCUGGCAAAGGACAGAUGACCCCGCUGCUGCACACCCCAAAAGCCUCAGCCAUCCCUCAGGGCACCCAUGGCCCCUCCUUGGGGGGCUGCGCUCGGCCCCCGAGGGGUCCCGGCUCACCCCAGGGUUGCAGCAAGAAGAGGAGCCGUUUUCGGUUCAUGGAGCGUCGGAUGCUGCUGGAGCAGAAAGGGCUGCUGAGCCCUCGCAGGUGCCUGGACAGCCAGACCCCUGCGGCAGAGGUGGAGGCAUGCAGGACGCUCACCAAGGCAGAUGGCACCAUGGCAUCCCGCUGCAGGAAGGUCCCCAAACCCAAAAAGGUCACCUCAUCCUUGUCACCAUCCGCCUCUCCAGACAGCAUAGCCAGGCACCACUCCGUGCUGCUGUCCCAGGGGAAUGGCACUUCCAAGGGGGUCCGGAUGUCCUCCCCACUCCCGCGCCCAGGCAAGUAUGUGGCCAUUGACUGCGAGAUGGUGGGCACAGGUCCUCAGGGCAGGCUGAGUGAGCUGGCACGGUGCUCCGUGGUGAAUUAUGAGGGGGAUGUAAUCUACGACAAGUAUGUCCGGCCUGAGCUGCCCAUUGUGGACUACCGGACGCGCUGGAGUGGCAUCACCAAGCGGCACAUGAAGAGUGCGAUUCCCUUCAAGGCUGCCCAGGCAGAGAUCCUGAAGAUCUUGAAAGACAAGAUCGUGGUAGGACACGCCAUCCACCAUGACUUCCAAGCCCUGAAGUACUUCCACCCAAAGGACAAGACCCGAGACACCAGCCGGAUCCCCGUGCUGAACCAGAGGGCAGGGCUGCCUAGCAAGGCCAAUGUCUCACUCAAGAGCUUGGCCAGGCACCUGCUCCAGAAAAAAAUUCAGGUGGGCAGCAAAGGACACUCAUCGGUGGAGGAUGCUCAGACGGCCAUGGAGCUGUACAGACUGGUGGAGGUGCAGUGGGAGACGGAGCUGGCCCGCAGCCUGCCCGCCCGGCCCCCCAGCCCUGUCACAGACCCCACCGCAGACAGCAGCCAGUACAUGGAUGACCGGUACUGGCCCACAGACCUGAUGGCAAGCAGCCUGUGA